Messenger RNA from Miscanthus lutarioriparius, 4596 nucleotides. The record is from the annotation of a GenBank genome assembly. NCBI's taxonomy places the organism in Eukaryota, Viridiplantae, Streptophyta, Magnoliopsida, Poales, Poaceae.
AUGCUGUCCGUGAGGCGGCGGCAGGAGGAUGCGGGCGUCCGCGUAGCGGCAGCAGCGCAGGCGCAGCAGCCCCGUGGCGGACUCCGCAUGGACGACGACGCCGAGCUCGAGGAGGGGGAGGCCUGCGGGGACGACACCGCCUUCGUCGACCCCGACGUCGCGCUCUCUUACAUUGACGAAAAACUUCAAGAUGUACUUGGCCAUUUUCAGAAAGACUUCGAAGGAGGCGUAUCUGCAGAGAAUCUAGGGUCGAAAUUUGGUGGAUAUGGUUCAUUUUUACCUACAUACCAGCGCUCUCCUCUUCCUCAAACUAGAAGUCCACCUAAGGCAGCAAAUGUUACCUCAAAAUCUCCCUUUCACCAGUCUAGUGAGGGCAUGUCUCAAAAACCUCUGGCUGUGGCUGUUUCGUCUACCCCCCAAAGUAAUGGUCCUAUGGUGCCUUUUUCUGGUGAUUCAAUUAAAAAGGAAAUACGCCCAACCACAAAGGCGGAAAGGGGUUCCGUCUCCCAUGAUUCAUACGGACCAUCGAAAUCCAGUGACCAAAAUAGACUUAAAGUCCGGAUAAAAGUUGGCUCUGAUAAUGUUGUGGCAAGAAACAAUGCGGCUAUCUACAGUGGUCUGGGCCUUGAUAUUUCUUCACCUUCAUCCAUCGAGGAUAGCCCCGAUGGCUGUGGGAGCCUAUCCCCUGAAGUUAACAAUGUGCCACAUGAAUCCCCACAAACCAUUCUUCAGAUCAUGACAUGCUUUUCAGUUCCUGGAGGCUUCCUGUUAUCCCCUCUACCAGCCAAUAUAUUGCAAUUGACAAAAAAGGUUGUGGCUUCGUCAAAGAAGUGGGAAUCAAAUGUGGACAUAGAAAAUGUACAAGAACCAUAUGAAGGCCAUGUGGCUAAAAAGGUGAAACCUGAUGGUAAGAAAAAGAAGCUGAUAGAUGCAAAAAAUUCAAAGAACAAAAAUGAUAUUAGUGCAGUUAUGAGAAAGGAGAUUGAUAUAGAAACAGUAGCUGGUCAAAAGAUCAUAUCUGAAGCUCUCAACAUAUCAUUGCUAUCUGAUCCCAGAGCUAUGGAUGCAAAAGGUGAGAAUCGACUUGAAGAGGAGCCAGCAGAAAACAACUUCGGCAGAACUAGAGAUGCUCGAUUGAAAGAGCGGUCCACCAAGACUGACUCCAUGACUAUCAAAGUGGAACCUGUCAAAGCAGAGGCGAUGGAAUGCUUAGAGAACAGUAGUUUUGGCAGUUCAGAAAUGGAUUUUUCAGCAGCGAAAGGGGAACCAAAACCCAAGACAGAAAAGGGAGAGACAACUUUAGAAGAGAGGAAUACAACUAAUGACAAAGACCUAAUAUCAGAUAGGAAGCAAGAAAAGAAAAUAAAACCUGAGAGUAAAUGUGAUGCCUUUAACUUUGAAGUUAAGGAGAGGAAAAGUGACAUGCAGUCCAAAUCUAGCCAUACUGGAAAGAAACCCAAAGCAAAAUCACAUAGAGGUGUUAGGGACAACUUGCCCGGAGGAUCUUAUGGAAGCAAGGAACAGGACACAUUGGAGAAUGAAAGUGCCUUUGGAGAUACUCGACCAAAGGAAAAUCCAUGGAAAUAUGACAGCGAGAGGGAUUCUGAUGCACCUGGGAUCUCGAGGAGGGAGAUUUCUUCUAGUGUAAAGCAUGACAAGCACUUGCCUUCUGAGGAGCAGAAGAUGCAUAUACCUCCACCUGCCACUGUAUCAACUGCAAAUGCAGCUCCUACACAUGCAGCCCCAGUUGUAAUAGAGGAACAUUGGGUGAGCUGUGACAUAUGCGAUAAAUGGCGUCUCCUACCUUAUGAAAUGAAUCCUUUAAAUCUUCCUAAGAAGUGGAAAUGUAGCAUGCUACAUUGGCUACCUGGGAUGAAUAGGUGUGAGAUUAGUGAAGAGGAGACUACGAAUGCUCUGAAUGCACUUUAUGUCCCUGCCCCUGCAAAUGGUAUUCCUGCAGUUGGUCAUCCUCAUGUUGCUUCAUCAGGACUAGUAACAUCCAGCACUCCCAAUAUGAAUGGACAUAUUGAGCAGAAUAGAAAAAGAAAAAAUGUUCUAAGUGAUGGAAAUUUUGUGGCUGAGGGUUCUCACCAAACACAGGGUUCAGGUCAUCCAAUGAGCAACCAACAUGCUCCUAGUAAAAGUAAAACUUAUACUGAUGGUAUCCAGUAUCCGAUUGAGAGAGAUUCUGUAAGCAAAUCGGUUGACCCAACAAUUGAAAAGAAAAGGUCCAAGAGCAAGCAUCACAGUAGCUAUUCUGAUGGAGGAGAUCUUGUUGACAGAUCUAAGAAGCAUUCUAAAGUAAAAAGCAAGAGAGACUUGGAUCGUGAUGAAUACAAAGCUUCUAAGAAAAUUAGGAAAGAAGAGCGACGCCAUUCUGAUAGAGAUUGGAACCUUGGAUCUGAUUUAGCUAGUGGAGAUGUUCCUGAUGAGGCCAAGACUUUGCCUGUGAAGUCAGCAACCUCAAAGGGUUCAGGUGAAAGGAGUGAUCUUUCUUCAUCAAAGCAAAAAAGUAUCUCAUGGCAUAACCGUUUGGAAAAUUCCAAGAGAGCAAGGCAAGAUGAUGUAGUUGUUCCUGAAGACGAGAGCAAGGAAUAUUUUCACCAGUCAGAUGUACAAAGAUCAGAUUUGUCUAGUAAGAAGAGGAUAGUGAAGGAAUGGGAGGAGAGUCAGUACAAUCCAGUAGCUCAUGUAAGCAAAGGAACUAUCAAGGAAACCUAUAGGGAUCAGAACUUAAAGGAAGCAAAGUUGAAGUCAUUGAAUUCUGAAGAACUGUUUUCUAUGACGAGCUCCAAACCACCAAAAGCUCAACAUGCUGAUCAGGUUUUGUCUCAUGAUGGGGGGCGUAUGAACAGCGAGUUAGUUGAGGAUAACACACUCUUUAGUGGCAAAAGAGGUCUGCCUGAACAAGAAAAGAGCCUUUCUGAUCAGGCUUUGGACUUGGGUGAACCUGCUAGUGAUGUUGCCUAUAUUCAGACUUCAGCUGUAACUUCAAGUUCUUCAAAGGCUUCAGUCUCACAAAAAAAGAAGCAGACCACUCAAGCUAUGAAGACUUCGCCAAUUGAGCCUCUUUCUUCAUCAUCACAGAGAAACUCCAACAUUGACAAGGUCUCUGUCUCUCAUAGUAGAAUUUCAGGUAAGGAUGGAUCUCUGAAUGCUAACUCAACCACUGUGCCGACCAUGGCAAAACAACUAAAUACUGAAGUUGGUGUAGCAGGCAAUGAUCAACGGUCUAGUGAACCUGUUUCGGUUGGUUCUUCCCGAAGAAAAUCUGAUAGAGAUAAUGGACAGGUUCAGUUAACUCAAGGUCAUGCCUCUGAUGGUAUUCAUCUUGAAAGGGGUUUGAAUGAGGACCUGCAGCCUGAAUCUGGGAGAAAGGAUUCCAAUGUAAAGAGCUCCCAUAUUCCUAAAGGUUCUCACCAUUUGCAUUCUGGUGAAAAAAAUAACUAUAAUACAGAUGGCUCUCCUAUGCAAUCAGGAAAGCAUCCUGUUGAUCCAAAGACAUCAGUCUUGGAUAAAGGUGAUUCAAGUAUGCAUGAAAAUAACAAAAGCACAAAUUCUCAUCAGGAUAGAAAUGGAUCAACUCAUUGCCCACCAGAUGGAAAUCCUCUGCUCGGUUUACGAUCUGGAAAAGAGAAAUCAUAUCUCAAGAGCAACAAGCAAGAUUCACAGAAGCCUAAACCCCAGAUGGUCUGCUCACCUCAGAAAGAAAGCAAAUUAGAUUCCCAUUCCACUCCAUUAAAACCUAAUGGGUCAAAAUUGACUCCACAAUCAAGACAAUACAAUGCUGAAAAUGGAGGGCGACAUGGCACUGCAAAACAUGCAAUUCCUAGUCCUGCUGAUACUUCUAGUCCAGCUAUGAAGGACAAUACUUCAACUGCAUAUGCUCUCAAAGAAGCCCGGGAUUUAAAGCAUAAGGCGAAUCGUUUGAAGGGAGAAGGAAAAGAGCUUGAAAGUACAAGACUCUACUUUGAGGCUGCCUUAAAAUUUUUGCAUGUUGCAUCACUUUUGGAACCUCCUAGCUUUGAUGGUUUCAAACAAGGGGAUGCAGCCCAGAGCAUGUAUUCAGAUACUGCAAAACUUUGCAACUUUGUUGGUCAUGCAUAUGAAAAAUGCAAGAAGAUGGCUGCUGCUGCUUUAGCAUACAAGUGUGUUGAAGUUGCUUAUCUGAAGGCUGCAUACUACAAACACCCAACUGCAAGCAAGGAUAGACAAGUGUUACAGGCAGUUGUACAGACUGCACCAGGUGAAUCACCAUCAUCUUCAGCCUCAGACAUUGAUAAUUUAAAUAACAAUGGAUUAUCCAAGGGCUCUUCAAGCAAGGAUGCUAAUUCGCCACAAGUGGCUGGAAAUCAUUUGUUGCUGGCCUCUCGAAAUCAACCACACUUGAUGCGGUUACUAGCUUAUACAAAUGAUGUCAAUAGUGCCUUUGAGGCUACUCGGAAGUCACAAAUGGCAAUUGCUUCUGCUGCUGGCAAUCAUGAAAAUGGAGAUGAUGGUCUUUCUUCAGUAAAAACAGUACUGGAUUUUAACUUCCGAAGUGUGAAUGAUCUACUAAGGCUUGUGCGGAUUUCAAUGGAGGCUAUCAGCUGCUGA